UUCAGAGGUAACCUUCAUAACAGUGAGGUGACUGUUGGGUUAGCAGCACCGCUUUGGAACAGCUGGAUCCUUCAGGCCCUGUCUCUGCCACAGAUCAGGAUGGAGGCUCAUGCAGAAAAAAACAGUUGUGGGACAAUUUGCCUGAAAUAUCUCCUCUUUUUGUUCAAUAUUCUCUUCUUGCUGGCUGGAGGAGCAGUUUUGGCAGUGGGUGUGUGGACACUGGUGGAGAAGAGCGACUACAUCAGUUUACUCAGCUCCAGCUUGUACUCUAUCUCUGCAUACCUCCUCAUCGCUGCUGGCACCAUUGUCAUCCUCACUGGUCUGAUUGGAUGCUGUGCUACACUUAAAGAGAUCAAAAGUCUUCUGAUCGUGUACCUGGUGCUAUUAUUAGCCAUAUUUCUUCUGGAAAUUAUUGCUGGAAUCCUUGCCUUUAUUAACUACCAAGAGUGUUUCCCUUUCUGCCACCAGUUGGACGAGGAGCUCCAACAGAACCUGAAGCAGACCAUGCAGCAGAAGUAUCAUCAGCCGGGAGAAGACAGCGUCACCCAGGCCGUGGACAGGCUGCAUCAAGAGUUCAAGUGCUGUGGCAGUAACAGCUCAGCAGACUGGGCAGAGAGUCUGUGGAUUCAGGACAGCAGUAAUGAGCGCUUGGUUCCUGACAGCUGUUGUAAAACUCCUGGAGAUCUGUGUGGACGCAGAGACCACCCAUCCAACAUCUACAGAGUGGAGGGCGGGUGUAUACAGAAGCUGGAGAUGUUUAUCCUGAAGCAGCUUUAUGUUUUGGGGGCUUUGAGCAUCACCAUCGCAUCUCUGCAGCUCUUGGGGAUGCUGUUCACCUGCUGCUUAUAUAGGAGUUUAAAAGAGGACCCAUACUGACAAACUCAAAUACAUUUCAAGGCCAGAUGUGACUGAUACAACAGAAUUACAUGAGGAGACGAUGAUUUGACUAUAGAAACUGUAAAGCUAAAGCCUUUCAUGUGCUGCUGGACAGCAGUGUUAUGUCACUUUGUGCAUGAUUUUACAAAUCACUUUGUUCAUGCAUACCCAAAUCAAGAAUUGAAUUUAUUUUCUUUAAUACU
Periophthalmus magnuspinnatus is the source of this 1079-nucleotide messenger RNA. RefSeq names its product CD151 molecule (gene cd151). The record is from RefSeq and is a predicted model, not a curated record. NCBI's taxonomy places the organism in Eukaryota, Metazoa, Chordata, Actinopteri, Gobiiformes, Gobiidae. Gene Ontology annotation, cellular component: membrane. The transcript has 9 exons. Bases 100 to 876 code for a protein of 258 amino acids.